Messenger RNA from Patella vulgata (common limpet), 5278 nucleotides. RefSeq names its product transforming acidic coiled-coil-containing protein 2. The transcript is spliced from 18 exons. Lineage: Eukaryota; Metazoa; Mollusca; Gastropoda; Patellidae. The record is from RefSeq and is a predicted model, not a curated record. Gene Ontology annotation, cellular component: cytoplasm. Gene Ontology annotation, biological process: cell population proliferation; cerebral cortex development; mitotic spindle organization. The coding region runs from base 142 to 2814 and encodes 890 amino acids.
CAAUAACAUCACUGAGGAAUAAAUGUUUACUUCAGAAAUCGUCAGUGUGUAGAAAGGUUUUGAUAUUUUUUACCAAUUUUUCUUCACUUUGUGCAGUAUCUUGUAGUUAACUGUAAUGUGAAAGAAGGCACUACAAGUACAAUGGCAGAUCAAGACCAAAGUUCUCCUAUUCCUAUUGCUAAAGGAACAUAUGAUUUUGAUUUUGAUAACCUGGAUGAAGUUAAUCCUUUCCAGUCAAAAACAAAACUAGGAAAUUCUCCUCCAUUAAAUGGAAAUAAUAACAAUGAUGAAAUAUCGGUUGGUGUGACAGAUAAGUUUUCUGAUGUGAGUGAUGAUAUUGAUCCAUUUAAAAGUAGAAACAGGUUGUCUAGUUCACCACCAGUUAAACUAGUCAAUAACAAUGAAGGUGAAAUUGACGGCCACAAAUUACUCGAAGAAGAAUUAGGAAAUCUCAACAUUAAUGAUAACAUUUUAGACAUACCUUAUGGUGAAGAACCGGAAAAAGUGUCUCCCAAAAAAGCUUCUCCCAAAAAAUCUGCCCAAAAGAGUAAGUCAUCUGUGACUGCAUCUCCUGGGUCCAAACCUGAAAAAGAUGACACAGAAAGGUUAAUUCAGUCUCCAUCUAAAAGUGAGAAUCUUGCUGAACCAGAGUCACCUAAAGCGCAAGAUGAUAUUGUUAACAUGGAAAGAAAACUUGAGUCACCAAUGUCUAAAACUUUGGAUUCUGAUCAAUGCCGUGAGGAAAAUGUAAAUGGAGUCAAGAGUUCACCAGAAUCUAAAACACAGAAAAAAACUCCAACCCCAAAGAAAGGUAUAAAGAAACCCAAAUCAGCUGUAAAGAAGACACCGAAAAAAUUUGUGGACUUAGAUGAUGAAAUACAGAUAUUUGCACCAGAAUCACCUGCCCAACAAAAUGACAAGGGUCCAGAUCUUGAAGAUGAUAAUAUGCAGAUUUUUGCUCCACCACCACCACAACACGUGGAAAAUGGUUCUAAACAAAUAAACAAUACUGAUCUGGCUGAUAUUGAUGGUAGAAAUAAAGUUAAUGAGCUUGAUACAGGUGAUGAUAUUCAGAUAUUUGCGCCAUCCCCACCAGAACAUGGAGAAAAUAGUCCUGUGCAAGCAAAAAAGCCUGAUAUGACACUUGAUGGUGAAGCUUUAAAUAUCAAUAAGCUUGAUAGAGAUAACCAGAUAUUUGCUUCCCCUCCGCCAUUUGUAGAUAGUCCUCAACCAGAUCAAGCUGAUUCUGCAAAAGCAUCUGAGCCAAAUGUAAAUAAUUGUCAUGGCGAAGAAGUUGAUGGUAAUACUUCAGGUGAUGAUGAUAUUACAUUUCAUGAUGCACAACAGGAUAUCAGUGAAGUGCCAUCUGGUAUGACUGCAUCCGCUGAUCUAAGAUUAGCCCAUCAAAUGGCUGGUAGUUUAGAUGCAGUUCAUGAAUUUGGUGCUGGAGAAGAUGCAGAAAUGAGUGAAGAUAAUGAGGGAUUUGUACCAGCUACCGAUGCAUUUUCAGAUAGUGCUAAUUGGGAGAUGUUAGAAAAAAUAGGAGUUGGAGAUUCUAAGUGUGCAUUAACUUUAGGCAGAGAAUCUCUUUAUGUAGCAUUUGAUCCUUAUGUACAACCAAUAAGACCAGCUGCUGAAGUUAUACCAGAAAAAGAGGAAGAAACCACUCCCCCGAGAUUUGCAACAAAUUCUUCUUUAUCAAGUGAAAAGGAUUUACUGCAAUUGAAUACACCUUCACCCUCUUCAGUAAAACAGAAAAGUAAAAAUCAUCCUGCUGCUAGAAAACUACAAGACCAGUUUGAAGCGAAAUCUGUACCACCGAACCAAGAUGUAGAUAGAUUAUUAUUUAGUACUAGUCCAAUUGUAUCAACAGACACCAAGUCACUGGCCUCCGACAAUCUUCAUUUUAUUGAGGGCAGCGACAUACAAGAUGCUUGGGUUGACCAGAUUCAUAAUUACACGGAGAUUGAAGACUCCUCUCGUCUAUCCCAAGAUUCAGUAGAUAACUAUUCAUGUUUAAAUGAUAAUCAGGAACUGUGUGAAGAUGGUACAGAAUUUGACCAUGGCGAGGACCGCAAUAUGGCUGGACAUGAUCAAGUCGUUCAGUUGGUCCAGGGUGUUAAUACUGGUGAACAGGUGAUGAAAUAUUCCCAGUCAGAAUGGAAUAAAAUGAAACAAGAAUUAGAAUUAUCCUUUCAAUCUGAAUUAUUAAAUAAAGAAAAAGAAUGGAGCAAAAAAUUAGCUGACCGAGAUAAGAAACUUGCUCAUAUGGAAGAAAAACAUCGAAAAGCGCAACAGACAAAUGAAGAUAUGAGGGCUGUAGUGGCUGAAUUUGAAAAAACUAUUGCACAAUUACAAGCUGAAAGACAGAAGUCCUGCCUUAAUUCUCAGCAAUCCUUACAAGAUAUAAUGAAAGAACGAGACCAAGCCUUAGAAGAUCUGAAUUCCGUGGAAACUGCAUUUUCUGAUUUACAUCGGCGCUUUGAAAAAGCGAAGGGUGUAGUGGAAACAUUUAAAAAGAAUGAAGAAGCUUUAAAGAAAUGUGUUGAAGAAUAUCAAGAAAAAGAUAAGAAAUCUAAAGCUAAGUUACAAGCUUUAAAACAACAAGCAGAAGAAAAAUUAGAACAAGCACAUCAUGAUAUAGAGAAAGUGAAAAAAUCAACAUAUACAGAUAUUGCUAAAUUAGAAGCUGCUUUAAAGAAAUCUGAAAUACAAAUAAAAGGAUUAGAACAUAGCUUAGAACAGAAGAAAAGAGAAAAUGAAGAAUUAACUAAUAUAUGUGAUGAAUUGAUAUCUAAAGUUGGACAAAAUUGAAAAGGGUUUUCUUGGUGCUAAACAAAAGAAGCCAGAGACUUAAUAAGUCAUCAUCUAAAGCAUCCAUUAUCUAUUCAUCUUCAUCAUCUAACUUGUGAUACAACUUUAUUAUACUGUAGUUACAUACACACGCUUUAUAUUUGGAUUGAGUCUUAAGUUUUGGGAUAUUUGUGCCAUAUUGUAUUGUAUAGUAAACCAGCCAGUGUUUCUAUCACAUAAGGUGUGAGAAGUGAUCAUUUUAUGAUGUGUUAUAUGGAUUAAGAAAUAUUUUUCAGUUUUAUUAAUGACACCAUUGCCUCUUUUUGUUAAAGAGUAAAUCCGUUUCAAGUUGUUUAUGAGAUUGAUGUUUAUUAUUAUGAUUCAUUAACCGAUUUGAAAUUGUUUUGUUUUUGUAUGGAGUGGUGCUGUGUUUAUUUUAUGUAAUGAUAUUCUCAUCUGUAACAACAGCUGAUAUUAAUAAACGACUGUGUACAUCUACAAUAUCCGGGAUAAAAUAACUGAAUGCUUUUGUUACAGGAAAUUACAUGUCUAAUCUCUUAUAUGCAUUUAUUUAUGAAAUAAUUAUUGUUUUGUUCAUUGAUAAAGUAGAAUAUAUUUUAAAAGCAUCAACAAAAAUAGUAUAGACUAUUAGUUGAUUCAUACAAAUACUAGGCCCCAUUUGACUAUAAUAUUUCAUCACAGCAGAAUAGUCUUGAAUAUUUUAAGACACUUUUGAAGACAUUUUUAAACAAUCACAAAUCACUAGAGUUUUAUUAUUUUAUUGGUAAGCUUACCCUUGAAACUUGAUGUUUCUUUAAAAUACAAAUGUCAAACUGUAUUAAAUGUAUAAUUAAUGUCAAUGUCUAUAAAAAUUAUAUAUAGCUUAUUGAAGUGUAAAAAAUAUGUCACUAAUUUUGAAAUGAAAAAGGAUUAAUUAAAAUAUAUUGUGAAGAUAUUAUGUUUCUAUGUACAGUCUUAUAAGACGCCACUGGAAUUCCACAUUAUUACAAGUUAUUGUUUAUGAAAUUAUAUUUCUGUUAAAUUGGUUAUGUAAUUAUCAAUUCAUGAUUUGAUAUGCCAUGUUGUGCCUUGCUUUCACUAUGUUAAUUUGUUACUGUUUAAACCAUUUUCUGAAACCAUAUAUGUAUCUUGCUAACACAAUGGGUCGCUUUAUUUCUUGUAUAAUAAAUAACAACAUCUUAAUGUGGUUUGAUUGUUUACUGCUGGUAUUGAGAAGCUGUCCUCGUAUUGCAAGUAACUAUAGAAAGGUAACGAGCAAUGUGAUUGGUAGAAAUAUCUAGGGUGUUGAAAUAUGUUAGUUACAGUAAUGAUUAUUCAUUAUAUCAUUACUAUGUAAUUUAUAUGCAAUUGUGUCAGAUAUAUUUAUGUGUAAUUUAUUUUCAUUACUAAAAAUAUAACAUUUGUGUUUUAAGGUGCUUAAAAUUGAAUAAAUAAACAGUAUGCUACAAUACAUGUAAGUAAGUAAUGGAUUAAUGUGUCAAUGCACUAAUAACAACUACACAACAAUAUAACAAAAUAUGAUACUAUAAUUCACCAGAAAACAAAUAAUUAUAGUACUUUCUGCUAUUAGUUUACUGGCAUUACAUUGGUUUCAAUAUUCUGCAUUGCUAAUACUGGUUGAAUGUGAUGGAACACUUACUAUAAGGCUCUUAAUGUUUGGUAGUGGAAGCUGAUAUAUUUUUUAUUUUAAUUAAAAGGAUUAAUGUUACAUGUUAUAAAGAGAGUGCAGUGAGACAAAUUCAAUUUGCAUUAAAGUGGGAAAACUUCUACUUCUACACCAAGCUUAUUGCAAGAAAACCAAUUCAUCAAAUUGUAUAAUUUAUGACAUAUUGUUUAUUUUAUGCCAUUCAGGCGCUUAUGUUAAGCAGAUUUAAUGGGUUAAGCUAGAUCACUUUGUCAUCUGAAUACAAAGGUGCGGCUAAUAAACCUGUUUAAAACCCUAGCUUGCAACCUGUCAUCUAGAAAGCUUUUUGGUUACCCUGUUUCUUUUGGUUGGUUUUUUUUUUCAAUGUCUGGCUUGGUUUAUAGUAGUGUGGACCCUACACUCACCUUGCUUAGCUGACGUUUUUUUUAAACUGGCUUAAAUAUAAGUGCCUGUAUGGCUUAUUAGAUUUAAACUUCACAUGAUAAUUUUAUUGAUUUUACUAAAAGCUCAUUAUGUUAUAAUGGUCAUGUUACAUAGUCAGUGUGUCCAUCAAAACAUAAAAUAUAUCAAGUUAAAGUCAGCAUUGAUUUACUAGGUACUAUCAGGAGAUUAAAGACAUUUGAUUAUAAUGAAAGAAAGCAUGAAGAUUAGCUUAGCCCGCUUCCACUUAAUAAUUUAUUAUUUUAUAAUAUGUAGGAACAUUUCCAGAAAGAAACUAUAUUAACUGGUUGUAAUUAAAGAAAUUGUAUAAUUUAUUGUAUUUGUAUAAUUCACUAUGUAAUUAUUCUCUUGUAUAUAAAAUAAAACUAUAGUUCCAUC